UUAUUCCAAGCAUUCCCCUGUAUUUUUGAAAUUUGAACACGUGCCGCGAGACAGCGCUGCAGCAGGCCUGAGCCUCGCCACUACCUCGACUUCUGCUUCGCACAACCCGUUGAUGACCUCGACCUCAAACAUAUCCCGGUUUCGCCCAGGUGACAUACCCAAGCCAGAAGAUGGCUUAGCAGAGUGGGCGAACAAAAUCAAGGCCAUGCAGCAGCAAGUAGAUGCAGAUGAAGAGGUGGAACAGAGGAAGCUCGAACAGGAGAUCGCUGCUUCACGGCUAGCAAGGCAACGGAGAAGUAGGGGUACUGGCUACGGCAGUCGCCACAAUAGUACAGACUUGGCCAAGAACCAGGAUUAUAUUGCAUCUCUGAAGGACAGCACUCUGUCUGACGUCGACGAUAUGAAAUCCGUUGCAGAGCGCCAGCAGAGUCAGGCUGCCUCUCUACGCAAACUUAUCGGCAGUGGAACCGCCCCGAUUCAUGAACAAUCCGUCCCGUCUCCCUCUGCAUCUAAACAGUCAUUUCCUUCCUUUGCUCACAAAGCCGAGCCAAUUUCUUUGGCCGCUUUUAUGGGUGGACGGGCUACUGGUCCUAGACUCAAUAAGCACGCUCCCCAACAGGAUGCACAUGACCCGACGCAGUUUGAACAGCGAACCAAAAUUGAUGCACCCCAUCCAGUGUUCGGAAGUGGCGGAGUUGCCAUGCCUGGCAUGGUCCAUGUUGGGAAGAGUUCGCAGCGAUUCGUCUCUCCCAGUGACACGCGAACCUGGAAGCCCAGUACACCGUCUGCGCCAUCCCAGGUCAACGAGAGGCAACGUUCUAUGUCCCCUCAAAAGACCGGCAGUCGAGACCGUACAAUAAGCACACCGUCUCAUCCUGCAAAUAUCGUGAAGUCUCAAGUGGAGCGCACGCAGGAAAGGGAGCGUUCUGUGUCACCCCAGAAAUCUGCAAUCCGAGUUCGUACAGUCAGCACUCCAUCUCAACCUGCUGCUAGUGUAAAGUUCAAGGUUGAUCAGACUCACGAAAGGGAACGCUCUGUAUCGCCCCAGAAAACUGGAAGUCAAGAUCGCACGAUAAGUACAUCGUCUCGUUCUACCAAUAACGUCAAGUUCCAGGUGGAGCAGAUGCAGGAACGGGAACGGUCUGCGUCCCCCCAGAAGACUGGAAGUAGGGACCGUACAUUGAGUACACCCUCUGGUCUGUCGCACGUCGCAAGAGCUCGUGUCUCUUUGAACUCUGUCUCUUCCGCUCCGUCCUCGAGUACACCCAUACCAGAGAAAUUGUCAAGUACUCCUUCACGAUUACUGUCUUCUCCUCCACCACGUCCUUACUCAACAGGCCGACUCUCCACGCCUUCUUCCCCUUCCAUGAGGGCCGCGUUGGUUACCACGCCGUCAUUGGCCCGGCCGAUCCAACCAGCUCCGCGUCCGUCGUUGGGACCACAGAUACUCACAUCUUCGAGCCCAUCCCCUGCAUUCUUAAAGGCACCUGCCCCGAAAGACCCUACCCCAAGCAUAAGUAGGCUGCAAGGGCGGGGUUUCGUUCAGAACAUGGUGAAGGCCAGCCAAGAUUUGGGAGGUUCCACCUUCCCUCCACCUCUCGAAGCUCACCGCACAGGAAGCGGGCGGAAACCGUCAGUUCUUGACCGGUGGCAGCCUGAUAACAUAAGAGAAACAUCGCCUUCGGCGUCACCUCAAGCUCCCCCCAUGUGCAAAGCACGUACGGUGGGUCCUACAACGGGAGGAUUCGAAUCUAAGGCACUCAGGACUGUGCCCUCUCUGCCCUCUCUACGCACCCCUACAGCUUCUCCUCCUGCGCGAGUCGACCCUCCUCGAAAAGGUACUCCUGGUCUAGGCACACCGGGAGUGGGAUCUGCCACUACCAUGAUGAUUUUUCAACCUUCUUCAACGGAUGACAAGUCCGUUUCUUUCCCCGCUGUCGAUGAGAUUGGAGUGCAUCGUUCUGGAAGCAAGGAGGUGCCCGUCUUGUCCAGCAAGCCUCUGGUUCAUCCAACGAAAGAAAGAGCGAAGAAGCCGCGCAAAGUCAAAUCAUCAGGACCUACGGUAUCAGUUGAACUUGAAGAGCCUUCAAGUGUUAUAGAAGUUGUGCCUAGUGCAAGUUCCGCAGCAACCACUGUGCCUCUGCGAGCGAUUGAUAAAUCGGGAUCAGAUAUACUCGGUCCAUCACCUGAGAGCAAAGGGCGCCCCGUUUCUCCAAUGGCACGCUCUAAUGAUUUGCGAAUCACAGAUCGCUGGGCUAGUGAGACCGUCAUUGGUGUCAAAUCGGUUUCUCGUACCCCUUCAGUACCGGAGCCAAUCAAAAGGAUGGUGGGUCGUAAAGCUUUGCCUGGCCUGGCACCUACAGAAGUUAGUAUCGACACUAAGCCAAGUCUUCCAUCACCCCGUUACCCCAAUGAAGAUUUGACGUAUUUAGGACCUGCAUCAACAACCGUCGCAAUUCCUUCAUUAUCCAGCAGCCCCAAGUCACCUGUACCUUCCCGGCAUUCACGCAUUCCUAGUUCUGGGAAUAGGGCUACGAUUAUGGAUGUCGCUCAAGCCUUCAACAAAAGUACUUCCUCCGCCGAAGCCGAAAUGCCGGUGCCUCCUCUCCCCGCCGAGAUAAAUGAACAAUAUUCACCGAUUGCACACUCGAGGCUGAGUCCUCAACCCAUGUCUCCAGCAGAGAAGCGUAGAUCAAGUUAUGAAAAAUACUCAGCUAUUGCAAUGCCUCCUCUGAAAGAAGAAGCAACACCGAUUUCUUCUCCUGCAGGAACUCUUUCGCGGGGUAUUGUCGAAGAUGUCGUGGGGUUGGAAGGAAGAUUUGACUCCCGUGUUUGCAAUGAGGAAAAGUCGUGCCUAAACGAUAUCCCAAACGAUAUUGUACAGCUUCGUACUUUACUUGUGACAAAACCGUCGCCAAUGCGCCAAAAUCGAAGCAUUAAUACGAUAUCCGUCGACGUUUUGAGCAUAUCGGAUAGUUCUGCGACCGCCAUAACACAGGAUCUCAAUGUAUUUUAUGAUACUGAGGUCCUUGCUAUUGUCCAUCGUUCUAAAUCUAAGUUAAGUGGGCUUGCAUCGACGACAGUUUGGGCUUGGCAGGGGAAAGCAAGUCAGUUCAAAGAAAAAGAAGAACAGAAAUUGAAGGAACUUGGGUCUCGCUAUGGAUCGAAUUACAUCGUUAUUCCUCAAUAUGCAGAGCCUGCAGAGCUUCUGCAAGUACUGGAAAAUCAAUUAGCUAUCAGACAAGGCACUAGGGCUCAUUGGACCGCAGAGAAUACCACCAUGCAUGUUGUCCGUCAAAGCGGCGACAGCAUUCUCAUUGAUGAACUUGAUUUGAGUAUCAGAAAUCUAUGUUCUGGAUUUAGCUACUGCGUAUCUGUUCUCGAAACUAUCUAUGUUUGGCAUGGCUGCGGUUCACUUGCCAAAGAACGCCAGGCAGCAACCCGAUAUGCGAAAGGCUUGGGAUCGAAUGUCGUGGAGCUUUCCAAUGGUGAAGGCGAAGAUGAUGCUAUGUUUUGGAUGAUACUCGGAGAGGAUGAUUAUGCUCAAGCUGAUUACUGGAAGUGGAGGAGCUCCUCUCCUCAUAUCGAUCCUAGGAUCUGGCAUGUCAAAGCUACCCGCGGCGAAGAUGCGGUUUUGAGAAUAUCUUCCUUUAUACAGCAAUCCCCGAAAACAUCGGUGUUCGUAGUUGAUUGCGUUUGGGAACUCUUUGUGCUGGUUGGACAAGAUGCACGCAUACAAAGACAAAACAUCAGGCUGGCAAUCUCUGUCGCCCAGUCUUUAGCGAAACGGGUUGCUGAUGAUCGCCCUUACCUCCCGACAGUCCACGUCUUGAUCCUCCCUUCUCAAAUACCCUUGGAUCUUCGUUUACACUUCCGUGAUCUAGAUGAAGCAAGAUUCAAUGACAAUAAUAUACCAGACCAUAUGAACCUUCUGUCUGCGGAUGAAGCCCUAGUGCAUCUUCAAACCAAGGCAUGGCAAAAAAUCCUCCUCAGCAAUACGGCAAUGUUACCUCUCGGCAUCGAUUCAUCACUACUAGUGUCAUAGUGGCGCACAUGGACAUCGUUUAUGCUAUGCUAUGGAACUGAAAUUCUUUAUGUGUAUAAGUACUACGCUGCUCACGACAUCUUUC
This is a messenger RNA of Guyanagaster necrorhizus, 4130 nucleotides long. RefSeq lists its product as uncharacterized. Gene Ontology annotation, molecular function: actin filament binding. The transcript has 11 exons. Lineage: Eukaryota; Fungi; Basidiomycota; Agaricomycetes; Agaricales; Physalacriaceae. The record is from RefSeq and is a predicted model, not a curated record. Bases 113 to 4045 code for a protein of 1310 amino acids.